Molecule: messenger RNA, 1758 nt
Organism: Aspergillus uvarum CBS 121591
Lineage: Eukaryota; Fungi; Ascomycota; Eurotiomycetes; Eurotiales; Aspergillaceae
Exons: 1
Source: RefSeq, a predicted model, not a curated record
CAUGACUCAAGACAUGAGUGAAGAACUUGGUAAGUCGCGCUGGGCCCCCCAGAGCUCCGACAAGCCAUCCAGUGUAAGCUCCACCAUUACCACUACUCAUCAUCAGCAGCCUUGUGGCCAUGGUGGGACCAAGAAUCGCCAUGGCAAAAAGUCUCACAAAUCCAAGCCUACCCGGCCACCCCAGCCCGCCGUCACUGCAACCACCACGACCACCACCACUACUACCAUCACGGCCACAGCCAGCAGCACUCCCAACGGGGCGUCAACUGCACCCAACACGAACCCCAAAAUCUGGAGCCCAUCCCCGCGCCCUGCCCUCAGCAACGGCACGGCUCUCACGAGCACGAGCCCAACCCAACAACAACAGCAGCAGCAGCAACGAGCGGCAAGACUCCCGCGGGUGGUCGGAGGAGUGAGCUCCUCGCUCGGCGACGGAUGGGAGAAGAUCCCAACCCACCGCGAGCCAACGCCGGAGCCGUCCUCCUCCGCGCACAGCCUGCGCUCUGAACCCCAGUCCCCGACGACGAAGCAGAAGAAAAGACCGAUCCCGCCGUCCAUCGCCGACGCCGUCGAGGCCCUCUCGCGGUACCGCAAGAUCCGCCGCCGCCUGGAGUGGAAACUGCGACACCUGGUCGACGGGUUCAAGCAGGCCACGAACCGCGACCAACCCGCUCCGGAGCAGCUGUACGCGGAGCAGAUGUUCAAGCUGGACUUCCACGAGUACUACGGCCUGCUGGAGCGGGCGCUCGUGUACCUGAUGCUGGUGUGGAACAUCCACGUGUCGCGGGCGCACCCGUCCACCAAGAUCAGCUGGGCGGACGAGAUGAACGGUGGCGGUUCCGGAACCCACCGCUACCACGCCAACGUCCUCGAGGCCCUCCGCGACCUCGACAGCCCGUACUUCGAGGUGCUGGGCUCCGGCGACCGCUUCGCCCACCUGCAGAGGGCCAAGGAGCUGCGCAACCGCUGGAAGUAUGCCGACAUGGACCCCGAGGAGCGCGAGCGCGACCCCCAGACCUGGCGCGCGGGCUACAAGGCCUGGAAGGACGCGCUGACCCCGCUCGAGAGCUACGAUUUCGAUACCAUCUUCGUCCAGAUCCUGCAGGGGCUAGUCGAGGCGGCGGACAUCGCCCAGCUGCGCGUCGAUGAGCUCGGGCGCGAGGCGGGCCAGGACGACGCGGCCGCCGCCGCCGCCGCGGGCGGGAGCGAGAGUGAUCCCGAUGAGUGGGACUUUUUGGUCGAUGCGAUGGAUUGGGAGGCUGUUUGAGCGAGGGGGUGAUUUUUUCGGUGCACCUUCAGUUUGUUAAAUAUCACUAUGAUCCGCAAUUCCUUGUGGAGUCCUUGUUUAUAAUGUUUUCUUUAGCGCUGGCGGGAUCCGGAUACCCUCGACACCAAGCAUUUUGCCCUGUUUAUUGCAUAUGUGAGAUACGAUCCUCGCUUUGGUUGUGUAUUUAUCUGUUAUUUAUCCCUCUCCCCACGGCUUUGUGUGCAGUGUCAUAUGGCAUAAGUUUGUACAUACUUUGUUUGGCGAUACAAUGUUCCGACUGGACUAUUCAGUUGCGGGACUUUCUACUAGGAGACCAUUCGAUUUGCUGCCUGAUAGUCAAUGCGAUGCCACAGAGCAAGCAUUGCCUAUCUUGCAAUCGGGGGACUUUCAUACACCCCAGGUCUCCAUUUUUGCAUUUUACUACACUGAUUUCUUGGAUUCCUUAUCCCAAUUCUUUUUCCUUUGCCGAUAAUGACCUUGUCCAAUCCAAC